CACUGUGCUGUGAGAGAGACGGGAGAGCUCAAGAUGGUGAGAUUCCUUCCGCAGGUCUUCCUGCUUCUAGUGGCUGCUGGGCUCAUCCGCUGUUUCAUGCCAAUCUUCGGAAGAGGUAGCCGAACGCAUUACAAUAUUACCAAGACGGCAGCUCUCCAAGCCAUCCUCACGGUCUUCCAGCAAGUUCCCAGUCCGCAAGGCAACAUUGUGCCCAAGGAUACCUUCCAGGCUGCCGGCCGUGACCUGACAGCAGAGAAACUCUUUGCCAUAUACUAUGGAGAGCCGGUAUCUGUCCAACAGUUCAGCCAGUGCAUGAAGGUGAUGGGGGCGGCCAACACCUUGGUGGACGUGCUGUAUAUACUGUCCAGCAAGAGGCAUUUUGAUUCAGAGACAAUCCUGGAGGGCAAGGAACUACUACUGGUGGGCAAGGCCAGUGUGGUGAAGGGUAUACUGGAGGACAAACGGUUCUCUGCACUUCGGUCCAUGGGCACCACUCUCCACACGCUACAAGAUUUCUACAGCCACAGCAACUGGGGAGUGGAGUUGGGCUUUAAAAGUCCGAACAGGAACCUCAUCGAUCCCAGUGGGACGGUCGAGAAUCUAGCAGGGAGAGGUGACAAGACCUGCCAGGAAUGCUCCAGCCCAGGAAGCUGCCGGGAAAAUAUCCUGCCCAACAUCAUCAGUCACAAACUCAUCACCACCGGCUACUUCAGUGUCAACCCCUUCAGCGUCAAGCCCAAAGGCAAGUGCAGUCACGGUGGGAAAUCGGAUCUGACUGCGCGUGGGACUGGUGGGAUUAACAAGGAUACACUCUCGUCUCCUCACGGACACAAACACCUUCGGGCAGCGGAAAUUGCUACACAGGCGUCCCUUGAACUCUUCCUGGAUAUUUGAGAUGCAGUCGGUGACCGGAAAUUCCUGCAGUUCCUCUGCGUGGACCCUCCCUCCAGCAUCUCUUUCGUCAUUGACACCACAGGCAGCAUGAGGGACAGCAUCGACGCAGCCAAGCAGAGGACAAUCGAAAUCGUGCAGAAGACCCGGAAUUCCCGAUUCCAGCCCUCCUCCUACAUCCUGGUACCAUUCAACGAUCCGGAGUUCGGGCCAGUAUUUGAGACACGCGACCCCGAUCAGUUCAUUGCCCGUCUGCAGCUGUUAACGGCCGUGGGAGGGGGAGACGCCCCAGAAAUGUCCCUGUCCGCUCUGCAGCUGGCCCUCACUCACUCGCUGCCUCUCUCCCACAUCUACGUCUUCACCGAUGCUCCAGCCAAAGAUUUCCAUCUGGCUCCCACCGUCCAGGCGCUGAUCGAGCGCACCCAGUGUAAGGUUUACUUCCUCCUGACCAAUGUCCUGUCCCGCAGACGGCGCAGCACUGAGUCCAAUCCCGGGAUCGCACUGUACCAAAGUCUGGCCCGGGACUCGGGGGGGUUGGCGGUGCAGGUGAGCAGGAACCAGAUUAUGGACCUGACCGCCAUCGUCGAGGGAUCCAUCACGGGAGAGCUGGUCACCAUCCUUCAGCGAGACGGAAACAUGGAUCACCUCACAAACAUCUUCCCCUUCCACGUGAAUGGAGCAUUGAGGAACGUCACCAUCUUCCUGUCUGGCAGUCCGGAAAACAUCCACAUCUCCAGUCCCAGAGGUGUCCAGCAGCCUCACUCUAACUCCUCGGGGACACUGGCAACGAUUGAGUGCCUGGGAGACCUCUGCAUCAUAACGCUGAACGCAGCGCCCGAGCUCGGCGAAUGGAGCCUCACUGUACAGUCGGGGACCCCGUACACGGUGAAAGUGACAGGACAGAGUGUCGUGGAUUUCCUGUACGAGUUCGUGGAGGCUUUCGAGGGUCCCCACCCAGGGAUGGUCACGGUGACUGGCCGACCAUUGGCAGGUGAACCAGCCACACUCAAGGUCACAAUGACGGGAUUAGAGAACUACCCAUCCCACCAGCCCAAGAACAUCUCCCUGCUGGACUUCCAGGGGAGGACGCUCAGUAAGGAGGCCCUGACUCCAACCUCAGAGACCAGCAUUUUCCUGGUCGAGUUCAUGAGCUUUCCAUCUCAAGAGUUCUUGGUGCUGCUCCAAGGAACAGAGGAGAGCGGCAGGAUCUUCCAAAGACAGAGUCCAUCUGUUACCUCCAUCAGCAGUACCAAACUCACGGUCAUGUUCGAUCCCAGCUUUAUCGCAGGUGAAAACAUUACCAUCCACUUCAACAUUACCAAUGCUGGGCCGGGAUCUGUGUACAAUAUCUCUCUGACUGACGAUCAAAAUGUCACAAGUGGAAACCCUCUGAGACUGUACGUCGGAAAGAACCAGUCUGCGGAGGGUAACCUGACCACUCCCACCCCCACUGACGUGGAAGCAGGAACCCUGGUCACAGUGACGCUCGAGGCCCAGUCCGACAUCGACUUCACCUAUGCUGUCCUCCAGCUGAUGGUCACCGAGCGGAAUGUGGAUGUCGACCCUCCUACCUGCCGGACCACUGCACUGACCGGCCACUGUCCUGCAAAGAAGGAGCAGGAGGUGGACUGCGCUGAGCAGACCUGGGGCCUCCAGGCUGAGUUCUCUGAGCGAGGACCUGCCUGGGCCAGUGUCCGGGCUCGCCAUGAUAAUGGGAACCUGACCAUCGAGCAGGAGCAGGAAGGGGAGUUCCGCCUGACGCUGGUGGAGUACAACUCCACCUGCUGUCACCCCUCCAUCACCCUCCUCGGGGUGGACGCCUCUGGCAAUGUGGGCAGCUGCUUCAUCGAGGCCCGGAGUCGGGCCGGGCCCUCCACCAUCUCCGGAGGGGCCGCUGCUCUCCUCAGCCUCUCUAUCCUUGCCACUUCUCUGCUGCUCUGAAUGUAGGAUCUGCCCAACCUGCUCCCUGGGCACUCCAUGUGGACACCCCCUCCCCCACCAGAUGCAUCCCUCACUCAAAAGAUCAGUGAAAAAUUCCCUCUCCCACACCUUCCAGAGGUCACAGUUGUUCAGCUGGGUAAGGCCGAGCAGACUCAAUGGGCUGAAUGGCCUAAUACUGCUCCUGUUUCUUAACGAAACAGAUGCUGCACAUUUGAUGCCAUAUCCCUCUACACUUCCGAUCUGUGCAUCUGUCCAAUUUCAUAGAGCCCUACACAACAGAAAUAGGCCCUUUGGCCCAUCUGGUCCAUGCUGACUGAGAUUCUCAUCCGUCUAGACCCAUUUGCCCAUGUUUGGCCCUUAUCCCUCUGAAUUUCUCCUAUCCAUGUACCAGUCCAAGUGUCACAGAGUCACAAAGCCUGGAGACAGACCUUUUGGCCCAUCUGCUCCAUACUGACUGAGAUUUGCAUUUAAGCCAGUCCCAUCCCUCCAGACCUUUCCUUUCCAUGUAUCUGUCCAAGUGUCUUCUAUAUAUUGUUAAUGUCCCUAUGUCUGGCAGCUUAUUCAAUGCACCCACAUUCUCUGCAUGGAAAUGUUUGCACAUCAGGUCCCCUUUAAAUUGUUCCCCUCUCACCUUAAAUCUGUGCCCUCUCAUUUUAGACUUUCUUACCCUAGGGAAAAGAUCGUGACCAUCCUCUUUGUAUCUGCCCCUCAUGGUCUUAUCAAACUCUAUAAGGUCACCUCUCGGCCUCCUUCACUCCAGGGAAAACAGUCCCAGCCUGUUCAGCCGCUCCUUAUAACUCAAGUCUCCAGUCCCAGUAGCACCCUUAGGAAUCUUUCCUGCGCCCUCCCCAGCUUAAUGACAUCCUUCCUAUAGUUGGGUGGCCAGAACUGCACACAGUACUCCAAGUAUGGUUCACCAAUCUCCUGUACAGCUGAUAAACAUAAGAAAUUCUGCAGUUGCUGGAAAACCAAAGCAAACACACAAAAUGCUGGACCCUUCUCCAGGACCAGAGGAAAGGAGGAAGAUGUCAGAGUAAAAAAGAGGGGGAAGGAGAAGGAGGAUAACUAGAAGGUGAUAAGUGAAGAGCUGGAGAGGAUGGAAUCUGACAGGGGAAGAGAGUGAGGAAAAGGGGUCCAAGGGGAUAGUGACAGGCAGGUGAGAAGAGGUAACGUGCCAGAGUGUGGAAUAGGUUGGAGGCUACCCAGAUGGAAUCCAAGGUGCUACUCCUCCACCCCGAGGGUGGCUUCACUGUGGCACAAGAGGCGGUCGUGGACCGACAUGGUUGAAAUGGAAAUGGGAAUUGGAAUUAAAAUGCUCGGCUACUGGGAAGCUCUGCAUUUGGCAGAUGGUCUAGAGGUGCUUGAUGAAACAGCCCCCCAAGUUACAGCAGGUCUCACCAGAGAAGAGAGGGCUGCAUCGUUAGUACUGGAUAUGAUAGAUGACCCCAGCAGAUAUGCAGGUGAAUUGUUGUGGCAUGCCAACUCCUGUACUCAGAGCCCUGACUGGUGAAGGCUUGUGUGCCAAAUGUCUCCUUCACCAUCCUGUCUACCCUUCUAGGCAACCAUAUAUCUAUACCCCUAGGUCCUGCUGCUCUACACCAUUCUCUGAUAUAUUAUUGUUAACCGUGUACGUUCAGUGCUAAUUUAACUCCCCAAAAUGCGGCACCUCACACUUGUCCACGAUAAGUGGUUGAAUCACCCCCUUACUCCCCUCAAGUCCCUUCAUUUGCGUAUGAAUGAACCUUAACUCCAUUCAUUAACUGCCAGCAAAGGUUGAACACCCUUUCUAGCUCUGAAAAUAGAGCACGGAUUUGAACUCCUGGCUGUGGUUGAAAAUGCUUGACAACUUUACUUCAGUGCAUUAACUUUAUUUUUGUGUUCUGAAUUCUCAGUACGUAGUUUGUUAUUGAAGUCAGGAGUCCAAAAUAAAACUCCUCUUUUCCAAAAUUCCCUGAAGUUGCUGCGUUUAGCCUUAAGCAGGAGCUCUCCAAGUGCAUUGGCAGUCAAUUGGACAACAUUUGCUGCGUUUUGCCUGUAAAAUAACCUUUUCUCAUCCAUGUACCUGGCCAAGAAUCUGCUAGUUUCAUUAAUUAAAAAAAACUCUUUGUUCAAUUUUUUCAAUAUGUUUCUUCUAACCUCACUAAUUCUCAGUGGAUGGUUCCACCUUAUCUGUCAAGAAUUCUGUCUAACCACCUCUCUGGCCCUGAAAAUAUAAUGUCACGUCUCUGAUAAUUAUUGAUCUUGGGAGAUGAGAUGAAACAUUUAUAUAUUUUCAUCGUCUAGGUCGAGUCAUAGAGAUACAAAGCAAAAAAUAGGCCCUUUGACCCAUCUGGUCAAUGCUGAACAAAUCACCCCCACAGUCCCGUUUGCCCAUGUUUGGCUCAAAACCCUAAACUAAACAUCUGCCUAUCUGCUGGCUUUAUUAAUAAAAAACAACAAACUCUUUCAAUAAGGUUCUUCUUACCUCCCUCGUUCCAUUAGUGAGACAGUAUCCUUCUUGAAAGUCCAAUUGGACUUUAUCAUCAGAUUCAUAAGUCCAUUUGUGCAAAGGUGCAAUGAAAAACUUACUUGUUGCAACAUCACAGCAACACAGAAUCACAGACACAACAUUCACAAGAAAAAAAUUAAAAUUUAUUGUAAACUAUCUAUAAUUAUACAAGGAGGAACACAGCUAGGACAAUAACGCAAAUUUGACUGAUGGAAGCUGAGAGAAAAUGGCAUGGCCCGGAUGGUGCUGUCUUUGAUUCUGGACAUUGCCGUCCUCAGGCAGUACUUGCUGUAGACACUACCGGUGGUGGGAGGGAUGUGACCAUGAUGAAAAUACUGGGCUGAGUCCACUGCUCUCUGCAGCUUCCUACUUACCCGAGCAUUCGAAUUGCCGUACCAGACCAUGAUGUAACCAGUCAGAAUACUUUCAACAGUACAUCAGUAGCAGUUUGUUAGUGUUAGGUGACUAGUUAAACCUCUUUAACCUUGUAGGGAGAUGCAAGGAGAUGUUGUGGCCCAGAUGGCGGGGAUCUUGAAUGUCUUUCACUAUGUAUUGCAUUGUGUACGCUGUUUGAUAUUGGAUUCAAAACUCCUCAACAAUACCAAACAAAGCAAUCAAAGGAUUGGGCUUAAAGCUAACUUUGAAAAGUGCAGAAAAAGUUUGAAAUACAUCUUUCCAGAAUUUUUCAAGGCUCAGACAUGUCCAAAACAUAUGAAUUAGUGUGGCCACUCCAUUAGUACAUCUAUCACAGUAAGGGGAAAUAUCUGCGUAGAAACGGGAAAGCUUGUCUUUAGACGUAUGAACUCUAUGUACCACUUUGAAUUGUGAUAAAGAAUGACGAGCACACAAUGAUGAAGAAUUAAUCAAUUUUAAAAUAAUCUUCCAGCUCUCAUCAGAUAUGAAAAUCUGUAAAUCCUUUUCCCAAUCUCCUUUAAUUUUAUCUAAAGAGGCCUUUUUCAGUCCCAACAGUAGACCAUAAAUGUAAAAUAUUGAACCGUUAUCAAAGGGUAUCAGAUUUAAAGUUGUAUCUAUUAUAUUCUUAUCUGGACUUGUAGGAAAUAUAAGUAAUUGAGAUCUUAAAAUAUCUCUAAUCAGUAGGUAUUGAAAAAAGUGAGUGUUGGUAAGGUGAAAUUUCAUUGAAAGUUGCACAAAAGGAGAGUCCCUCCAUCAAACAAAUCCUGAAAUCAUUUAAUACCCAACCUAUCUCAUUCUUUACAAGAUAAGUCAAUUAAAGAUGGUUUAAAAAAACAGUGAGAAAAUAUGGGACUUGAAAGGGAGAAUCUCAAUAAACCAAAAUGUUUUCUAAACUGUAACCAAAUCCUCAAUGUAUGUUUAACCACCACAUUGUCAAUCAGUUUAUUUAAAGAUAAAGGAAGUGAGGAUCCAAGUAAAGAAAUAAUGGAAAAAUUUAUAACAGAGUUGACUCCCAGAGAAACCCAUGUAGGGCAAUUCUCAUGGUUAAUGUAAUAUAUCCAGAACGUAAUAUUAUGUAUAUUAACUGCCCAAUAAUAUAAUGUAAAAUUGGGUAAGGCAAGUCCUCCACUCUGUUUGGUUAAGCCCAAUCCUUUGACUGCCUUGUUUGAGAUUGUUGAGGAUGGUGCUACAAAACUGAAGCCAUCUAAUUUGCGGGUAUUGGCCUUUAUGUCUCUUAUGGUCAGGAGGGCGAUCUUGUUCAAGUGGAAGGAGGCCGCCCUGCCCACUCAUGUUCAAUGGCUAUCUGAUGUUAUGUUGUGCCUUGAUCUAGAGAAGAUUCAUUGUUCGAUUUCUGAUUCUAAACAUGACUUUCUAAUGUUAUGGGGACCCUUUCUGAUGUAUUUUCACAAUCUUUGAACUGUUAUUAAAGUAUGGAUCUGAGCCAUUAUUACUAUAAUAUUAGAUGGUAAGGUAUUCUUCUUUUUGCUUCUUUUUUUUAACCAACCAGCUCAUUUUGGUAGUGGCGGUAGAUUUCUUUUAAUAAAAUACAAUUAUUUUAUUCAAUUUCAUUUCAUAAUUCAAUCUUUUUUUAUACAUGAUUGAUUUGGCA
Messenger RNA from Mobula hypostoma (lesser devil ray), 7343 nucleotides. Its product is annotated as von Willebrand factor A domain-containing protein 7-like. Lineage: Eukaryota; Metazoa; Chordata; Chondrichthyes; Myliobatiformes; Myliobatidae. The record is from RefSeq and is a predicted model, not a curated record.